Branchiostoma belcheri (Belcher's lancelet) is the source of this 3586-nucleotide messenger RNA. RefSeq lists its product as uncharacterized. The record is from RefSeq and is a predicted model, not a curated record. Gene Ontology annotation, molecular function: protein binding. The coding region runs from base 98 to 3493 and encodes 1131 amino acids. Lineage: Eukaryota; Metazoa; Chordata; Leptocardii; Amphioxiformes; Branchiostomatidae. The transcript is spliced from 8 exons.
AUGGGUUGAAGUCAUGGACAAGGUCAUGAUUUUAGAGUCUACCACAGCAGCAUAUGAAGACAGCAUGAAAGUCCACAGCUAAUACACAGGGACAAAGAUGGAGAGCCUUGCUGUUUUGCUGAUUCAGGAUGGGUACAAUGCAUCUCAAGGAGAGAUCUCCAUCAAUCCGAAACUGGGAAAAAUACUCAAGGAAGAUGAACUUGACAUUCCUGUCUUCAGUACUGUUUUACAAGCAAGCAAACAGGACAAACAAGAUGCACAGCAAGAUGGAGUGGAACUGUUACUGCCUAAACUUGACCCGGAUGAUCCUAGAACUAACCCCACUUUGGACUGGCUGACCUUUGACCACCAAGUGAAAUAUCCACAUCUCCCCCCAAAGAUUAGAUGCACUGUGGGACAUACUAAUGCUACAAGUAGGGCAGCAGUAAGGAUAAAGAAAGAACGGUACCCAGACACUGGGGUUAUCCUCUUUUCUAGUGACAUACCGGAAGACACCGAGUACUACAAGGGAGAUGAGGAGGCCAUGGGCAUUGGGAAGAAGGAAGACUCCAUCCUUGAAGAUGCACAAGAGGCUGAUGUGGUCUUUUCUCUUGGAAACAAGAUAUUUGAUCACUUUGAGACACAAUUCAGAGCUAUACCUGCAAGCAAAAGGCCUCAGCAUGUCAAGUUUGUUCCAAGACCUUCCAAGAUCUUUGAAGAUGCAGAGGUUGAAUACAAGGACACAGAGACAAUGGUGGUCCUGUCCAUUGGUAGGGUGAAGGGUGUGGAGAAGCUGAAGGGAUAUGACCUUGCUGCUGAAACCCUGAGCCUUGUUGCAGAGAAGAUCAAAGUCAAGUUUCAUGUCAUAGGAGUCAACAAAGAUGACUUUGAAGCCACCAAGGCAAUCCUGGAGCACUGUAAGUCAGCAAACUUACAGGUAACCUUCCUCCCUUAUGACACCCAGAAGGACAUCUGUAAAGAAAUGAUGAAGGCCCACCUGGUCCUGAUGCCUUCUCGUGCUGAACCGUUCGGACUGGUCGGCCUGGAGGCCAUCGCAGCAGGCGUUCCUGUUCUUGUAUCCAGUAAAUCUGGACUGGCAGACUUCAUCCAUGAACAUGUAGAUGAACUGCAUCAUUCCAUUGUUGACAUGGAUGGAAGCGAUGAAGGUGUCACUGUCAGACGUUGGGCCGAUGCCAUAGAGAGGGUGCUGAAACACAACAGAGCAGAGUUCAAAACAGCAGCAAGAGGCAAGCAGCAACUUCUGUCCUCAAAGUACUGGGAAGAGUUCCAUCUGCAGUUCAUCAAAGCCUGUACAGAUACAGGUGCACAACACCCUUCUGAAGUCCAGAGGGAAAGUGCUGCUGCAGCUCAUGUAGAGGAUUUAGCCAAUAGAAUCAGGGAACCAUUGAAAGAAGUACCAGGACCUCCCCCUCUGCCAAUUGUAGUAGAGAUACUUGCACAGGUGAUACCUAGUGUUAAAACACCAGAGCAAUUUCUAAGCUAUGCUUCAGCAAAAGCAGCCCUUGUCACCAUUGACAUCACUAAGGAUGAAACUCUGCUUCUGCUGAAGCAGAUAAAGCCAGAAAUAAAAACUAUUGAAGACCUAGUAAAUACAACCGAGGCAGUCAGGCAACUGAGCAAUAUAAAAGGUGUCAGUGUCAUUGGUGUAAAGACACAAAGUCUAGUCUUCUAUCUGAAAUGUAGAGACAAAUCUGGGCUGGGCCAACUCUGGUACAUGUACAAAUGUGGGAAGCUGAAUGACCUGCUGGUUGAUAGCUUGAUAAGGAAGGAAAUCUUACAACAACUCCGUGCAGUGAGCAUUUCUGUGACGACAAACAUUAAGAUUGAGGACUUCAGGAAGGCCCUGGUCUACUUACUCACCACACCUGCUGCCAAAGGCCAACCAAUCCCAAGACUACCCCAGGAGUACCCUCUCUACCAGCCACCCACCCACACCACUGCCAGUGUGCUGGAUGUACUUCAUCUGGAUGGUACAAACCUGACAAGGUCUUUUGGGAAACAACAGGAGCUGCACAUCCCAACAGCUACACAGACAGAUCUAGAGGACAGCCUGGAUGAAUUUGAGAUCAGACUUGCAAGUGUACCAAAUGCAGAUGUUCAACACCCUACAGAAUCACCUGAUGGCACAGAUAUGCAUAAGUUGAUCUCAGAACUAGCCUCACUGGAACUGGAACAACAGAAGGGACAACCCAGGAGGCCCAGAAGAAGUUCCUCGGCUGGUUCAUCUGGACAUACACCUGCCACAUCUGGAUCAGGAUCAAGUAGACCCUACACACCUACAUGUACAGGUGGCCAGGAAGCACGGCUCAGCAUAAAAGUCUCUCUUGCUGAACUGAACACACCUGCAGCGAGGGUAGACAAGGCACAACAGUUUGACCUGUACUGUCAGAUAGGUGAUCUCUACAGGACAGAACUACACUACUUACAGUCAGCUCUGCAGUAUUAUCAGAAUAUGUUAGAGUGUUCUCAGGAACUGUCAGAUGACAGAAAACAAGCCAAGGCCUACAGCAGACUAGGUUUAACAUGUGAUAUCUUAGGUUUGCAACAGGAAGCCUUUAGAAAUCAUGAGAAAGCUCUGGCUAUCUAUGGAGUGGAAACCAAAAAUGAAACUAAUAUUUGUGUAGCUUACAAAUACCUGGCCUUAUCAUUAGCACUGUCAGGUCAAGUGUCAGAUGCAAAAACUAACUAUGAAUCAGCCUUGGCUGUUGCCAUGGAGACAGGAAACAAGACUGAACAGAUGGACAUUUACUGUAGGCUGGGUGAUUUACACAGGGAACAGCUACAUGAACCACAGGAAUCACACAAGUACUACACAGAGAUGUUGGCACUAGCCAGGGAGUUGGGGAGGAAGGACUGGGAGAGUCAGGCUUACACCAGACUAGGACUGGUCUAUUAUGACAUGGGGGAGUAUGAGAAAACUUUGGAGUGGGACAAUAAGAACCUGAAGAUGAGCCAAGAAAGUGGAGAUAAAACUCAACAGAUAACAGCACAUAAAAACAUAGCUGUAAACUACGAGGCACUGGGUAAACUGGACCUGGCAAGAUCUCACUAUCAAUCAGCAAUGACCAUUGCCAUGGAGACAGGAAACAAGACUCAACAGAUGGACAUUUACUGUAAGCUGGGUGAUUUACACAGAGAACAGCUACACGAACCACAGGAAUCACACAAGUACUACACAGAGAUGUUGGCACUAGCCAGGGACUUGGGGAGGAAGGAUAGGGAGGGGCUGGCUUACAAUAGACUAGGACUGGCCCAUUAUGACAUGGGUGAGUAUGAGGAAAGUUUGGAGUGGGACAAGAUGGACCUGAAGAUGAGCCAAGAAAGUGAAGACAAGACUGGACAGAUAACAGCACAUCAGAACAUAGCUGGUUCCUACAAGGCACUGGGUAAACUGGACCUGGCCAGAUCUCACUCUCAGUCAGCAAUGACUAUCGCCAUGGAGACUGUAAGGAAACAAACAGCAACAGGAGGACAUUACCAAGAAUCUGGCUAAUCUGUAACAAUACAAGAGGCUAAUUACAACUUUACAGUACAAUAUGUAAAGUAAAAUGACUGAACUUGUUUACUGACAACAUACAGGACAAAA